Messenger RNA from Malassezia japonica, 2868 nucleotides. RefSeq names its product (methyl)glyoxal oxidase. Bases 1 to 2868 code for a protein of 955 amino acids. The transcript has a single exon. The record is from RefSeq and is a predicted model, not a curated record. NCBI's taxonomy places the organism in Eukaryota, Fungi, Basidiomycota, Malasseziomycetes, Malasseziales, Malasseziaceae.
AUGGUCAUGCUUCGUUUUACGCAGCUCUGCACGGCAGUCGCUCUGUCGCUGUCGCUGCUCGGCUGUGCUGCCGCGCAGAACGGCGACGGUAAGCCGGGUACAUACAAGAUUGUUCAGGAAAACUCGAUGGCGUCGGCUAUGAUGCUGGGUCUCGCGAACGAAAACACUGCCUUUAUCAUGGACAAGGUCGAAGGUAACCCAAACAAGACCAACUCGGGCAAGCCCGUCUGGUCUUCGCUGGUGAACUUGGACGACUGGUCGGUCAAGGCGCUGGACGCUCAAACGAACCCUUUCUGUGCCUCUGGCGCUGUGUUGGGCAACGGCUCUUACAUUGUCGCCGGUGGCAACAAGGCCGUCGGUUUCGGCGGUGCUUCGCCGGGCGGCGACACGGGUCCUUACGGCCCUUAUAACGACCAGGACGGUCGGCGCGUCGUCCGCAUUCUCGAGCCGAACGACAACAUCGACAAGCUUGUCUGGCAUGAUGAGUUCAACAGCCAGAACCAGAUGGACUCGGAGCGUUGGUACCCUGGUAUCGAAGUCAUGGCUGAUGGCUCGGUGGUGCUUAUCGGCGGUGCUACGAGCGGUGGUUACAUCAACCGUAACUUCCCCAACAAGGACCCUAUUUAUGCCACGGAUGGAAGCAAGCCGCCUGUCGACGGCCAGUGGGCGCAGGGCGGUGCUAACCCCUCGUACGAGUUCUGGCCGCAGACGGGUGACAAGCCCAAGCCGCAGAUUUCCCAGUUCAUGGUCAAGACCAGUGGUCUGAACAUGUACGCGCACACCUAUUUGAUGCCUUCUGGACAGAUCUUCAUGCAGGCCAACUACAGCACCGUCAUGUGGGACGCGAUCAAUAACAAAGAGACCCCCCUGCCUGACAUGCCUGGCCAGGUGGUGCGUGUAUACCCUGCCUCUGGUGCGACGGCCAUGCUGCCCCUGACGCCUGCAAACAAGUAUACUCCUACGAUCCUGUUCUGCGGUGGUCUGUUCAUGGAAGACGAGAAGUGGGGUGACUACACCAAGCCGAACACAAACAUGUAUAAGCAAAUGGCCAGCUCCGACUGCUCUUCCAUCACGCCCGAGACCGCGGAUGGCAAAGCCGUCGACGGUGUGCAGUACGACCACGUUGGCGACCUCCCCGAGGGCCGUUCGAUGGGCCAGUUCAUCCAUCUUCCUGAUGGCAAGCUGGUCAUUGUGAACGGUGCUCAGUACGGUACUGCUGGCUACGGUAACACCACUUGGAACCAGGUCAAGGAUACUAACGGCAACUCGGUUAACCUCGAGGGCUUUUCGCAGGACCCUACCUACCGCCCUGUGCUCUUUGACCCCGAAGCGCCGAAGGGCAAGCAGAUCAUCACGGAUGGUCUUGGCAACUCGACGAUUGCUCGUCUGUACCACUCGUCGGCCAUUCUUAUCCCCGAUGGUUCGGUGCUGGUUGCCGGUUCGAACCCCCACCAGGACUACACGAUCCUGCCGAAGAACAUCGACUCGAAGUACAAGGGUUACGACACGACCUAUGCGCUUGAGCAGUGGUAUCCCCCCUACUACUUUGAGGAGCGUCCUCCGGUGAACGGUGUGCCGAAGGUGAUUGGAUACGGCGGUCCGUCGUUCAACGUCACGGUCCCCGCGAGCUUCAUGGGCAAGGCUGCGAACGACAUGGCGAACAGCACCAAGAUCAUGGUCAUUCGCCCUGGUUUCUCGACGCACGCGAUGAACAUGGGCCAGCGUUCGCUGCAGCUCGACAACUCGUACGAGGUGCUGGACAACGGUGAUGUGAACUUUAUCGUGAACCCCAUGCCGACGAACCAGAACAUCUUUGUGGCUGGCCCUGCGCUCUUCUUUGUCACCGUGAACGGUGUGCCGAGCAAAGGUAAGCAGGUCUUGAUCGGCAAGGAGGACCUCGGCCAUGUGCCCUUCAACAUCAAGUCGGGUAACGAGCCUGCGCCGCUGCCUGAGAAGAAGAACAACCCCAAGUUCAACGCCAAGCUGAACCAGUCGCCGUCGUCGCUCGGCAAGAGUGCCGAGAACAACUCGCUGUCGGGCGGUGCGAUCGCCGGUAUUGUGGUGGGUAUCAUCGCCGCCGUGAUCCUUUUCCUGCUUGCCCUGCUCCUGUUCCUGCGGUACCGUCGCCGCAACGGCACGGACAGCAAGUACUCUGCGCUGGGCAACGCGAACGGCAAUGUGCCGCCGAGCCAGGGCCCACGUGCCCAGACGACGCCUCACGCUGGUGCGGUCGGUGCCAUGCCGUGGGCCAGUGCGGCGAACGAGGGUGUGCAUCGCGACCAGCCUUAUGAUGAGUCGCGCGUGCGUAUGAUGGCUGGUAACGAGUCGCAAACUGAGCUGCACGACCCGAACCAGUCCACGGAGCCGUUCGGACCCAAGGGUCAGUUCAACUCGUACAGCACGCUUCCGCACUCGAACAGCCGUCACGAUGGCGACUUGUCCAUGAACGGUCACAUGGGCGCUCGCUACUCGGACCAGGUUCCGAUGUCGAAUAUGGCUGCCUCUACACACUACCCGAGCGGCCAUUCCCAAUCCCCCUACUCGGGCAACUCGCCCCCUCACACCGGUACGGAGAUGCAUUCGGUGCAGUCGCACCAGAUGCAGCCUAGUGUCACGACCCAUGGGGGCUACACCAGCGCUGUCGGCUCGCCCGCGCGUACUCCGCAGAACGCCCCGGUGCUGCUCCCCGACCCGCAGUCCGAGCAUGGCAUUGCUGGGUACCCGGCGCAGCAGCAGUACCAGUACCCUCAGUCCCACUCGCAAGCGUCGCACCUUGCGGGCCCCCGUGAGAUGCCGAUUCGCUCGAACCUGCAGCAGCAUCUGCACAUGACUGGCCAGGAUGCCGGACAGAUCCGGCGCAUUCAGUAA